UGUUUGUUUCUUUCCUUAAAUCGAUCUCUUGUGCAUCUUUUACUUGAUGUCAUACAAUACGAACGCUAGUUUCAAUUCCCUACCUUCAUGUCGUCGUGGUCUUCUUCGUCAUCGUCUUCUUCUCGGUAUAAAUACGAUGUUUUCUUGAGCUUCAGAGGUGAAGAUACUCGCAAAAACUUCUCGGAUCAUCUAUACGAAGCUUUAAAAAGGAAUGGAAUCAUCACUUUCAGGGAUGACCCAAAGCUUGAAGCUGGAGAGGAGAUCAGAUCAAAUCUUUUUGAAGCAAUCCAAGGGUCAUGGGGUUCAAUCGUCGUGUUUUCCCAAACAUAUGCUCAUUCAAGUUGGUGCUUGGACGAGCUUGCUGAGAUUGUUAAACAUAAAAGAGAAAAAAGUCAUAAAGUUUUCCCAGUUUUUUAUCAAGUUGAUCCGUCCGAUUUAAGGAAGCAGACUGGCAGAGUUGGAGAAGCCUUUGCCAGACAUGAACACAUACACAAAGACAAGAUCCAAAGUUGGCGUAAUGCUUUAACUGAAGUGGCAAGUAUCAAGGGAUGGCAUUUAAAUGACAGAUUUGAAUCGGAGUUCAUUGGAGACAUUGUCAAAAAGAUAUCUGCAAAAUUAUGUAUAGUAUAUUCGGUUAUUCCAAAUCAUCGUCAUUUGAUUGGAAUUAAUUCACGAUUGGAAGAACUGCAUUCCAAAAUAAACAUCGGGGAAGAUGAUGUUCGCAUUGUAGGAAUUUGGGGUAUGGGUGGCAUAGGUAAAACUACUCUUGCAAGAGCUAUUUAUGCUCAGAUGUCACCUCAUUUUGAAGGUAGAUGCUUUCUUGCUGAUGUUCGAGAAGUUUCAGAGAAAUAUGGACUAGUUUCAGUACAGAAACAGCUUCUUUCUCAGAUCCUUCCGGAUGAAGGUUUCAAUUUGUUUAAUGUUUAUGAUGGGAGUGACAUGAUAAACUAUAGGUUAUCUCGCAAAAAAAUUCUUGUUGUUAUCGAUGAUGCUGAUAACCUACAACAGUUAGAAUACUUGGUUGGAGACCGCGAUUGGUUUGGUUUUAGAAGUCGAAUCAUUGUAACAACUAGAGAUAAACAGUUGUUGGAAGCCUAUCAAGUGGACGAUGUUUAUAAACCAACAAUAUUGGACGCUCGUGAAGGGCUUCGUCUUUUCAGUUCGCAAGCUUUCAAAAGUGACAAAAUACCAUAUGAUUUUGUGGAACUUUCUGAACGAGUUGUGAAAUAUGCAGAUGGCCUUCCCUUAGCUCUUAAAGUUUUGGGUUCUUUCCUUUGCGGUAGAGAUGCAACUAAAUGGAGAAGUGCAAUUGAAAGGCUCGAAAGAGACUCUAACAAAGAGAUUCAUGAUAGACUUCAAAUAAGCUUUGAUGGGUUGGAUGAAACCGAGCAGGAUAUAUUUCUGGAUAUUGCAUGCUUUUUCAAAGGGGAAAAGAUUGAUUUCGUGACAAAAAUAUUGGAUGGUUGUGGAUUUUUCCCAGAAAUUGGUAUCGACGCUCUCAUUAAGAAAUCUCUAAUAACAAUUACAGGUGAAAACAAAUUGUGGAUGCAUGAUUUGCUCCAAGAGAUGGGAAGACAAAUUGUUAGGCAAAAAUCUAUUGACAACCUUGGAAAGCGUUGUAGAUUGUGGAAGGAAGACGAUAUCUAUCAUGUGCUAACACAAAACCUUGGUACUGAAGCGGUUCAAGGCAUGUUCGUCGAAAGAUUAUGGGAGCAAAGUAAGACGUUCAGUUUGAGUGCUGAUGUGUUCUUGAAGAUGACAAAACUAAGAUUGCUCAAACUCUUCUAUGUGGAAGCAAAAUCUGGAGAUCUCGUGUAUCUUUCUAGUGAGUUACGGCUUAUCAGUUGGCCAGGAUAUCCUUUUAAAUCCUUGUCAUCAAGCUUCCAUCCGGAAAACCUUGUGGCACUUAUUAUUCCUUGUAGCAGGAUUGAAGAACUAUGGGAGGGAAAGAAGCCUCUGAAUAAGUUGAAAUUGGUCGACCUGAAGAACUCUGAGAGCUUAAUCAGGGUACCAGACUUGAGCACGGCUACAGAUCUCGAAAGUUUGGAUUUCGAAGGUUGUACCAGCCUAGUAGAUGUUCAUCCUUCCAUAGGAGGGCUAAGCAGGAUUAAAACUCUAAAUUUAAGGGGCUGCAAAAGUCUUAGGAGUAUUCCAGCUAUAAAUGGAAUGAAGUCUCUUGAAACAUUGAUUCUUUCGAGCUGCUCAAAUGUUCAAAGUUUUCCUGAAAUCAUGGGGGAAAUGCGGUGUUUGUCGAAGCUUUAUUUAGAUAGGUCAGGCAUGAAAGAACUUCCCUCGUCAAUUGAACAUCUCACGGGGCUUAAAUUUCUGGAUUUAACAGACUGCAAAAGCCUAAGGAGUCUGCCAACCAUUAGAGGAAUGGAAUCUCUUGAAAAGUUAAUUCUUUCAGGUUGCUCAAAUCUCCAAAUGUUUCCGGAGAUUGAGGGGAAAAUGGAAUGUUUGAUGGAACUUAAUUUAGAGGGGACAGCAAUCAAACAACUUCCAUCUUCAAUUGGAAAUCUCAACAAGCUUAAUCUUCUGAAUCUAAGAGGCUGUAAAAAUCUUUGGAGUCUCUCAACCGAUGGAUGCGAGGGGCAACUACGACCUUCCAUGACGUUGACAUUAGCUCCAUUGUCGGGUUUGAUUUCUUUAAGAGAACUGAUCCUAAGUGACUGCAACCUUGGUGAAGGGGCUAUUCCUAGUAGUAUUGGCUGUUUAUCCUCUUUGGUAAAUCUAUUCCUUAAUGGCAACAAUUUCAUCACCCUCCCUACAACUCUAAGCCGACUUUCCAAGCUCAGUUAUCUCAAAUUGUCGAAUUGCAAGAGACUCCAAUCGGUGCCUGCACUUCCAGCACCCACAAGUGCAGCAGUAGACGGUUGUGAUUCAUUGGAAGAAGUUGCAGAUCCAGUAAUCGUAUGUGAUUCGAUGGAUGAGACAUCCAUUUAUGCUCUUAACUGCUUCAAGUUGGCUGAGAACAACUAUGCAUUAACAAUGCUGAAAAGACAUCUCAAGGUAGUUGCAAAUGCAAGACCAAAAUUUGACAUUGUUAUGCCAGGAAAUGAAAUCCCGGAAUGGUUCAGCCAUCAGAGGGAUGGAUCUUCAAUAACAAUAACUCUGCCAACCGACUUUAAUCAGUUGAUUGGAGUUGCUUUGUGCUGUGUUUUUGCUUCUGUUCCAUUCGAUGACGAUCCUCAGACUUCAUGGAUUACUUCAUUCCCUAUUCAGUGUUGCAUCUCUGUAGGUGGUAUAAAGUCUGGGAUAAGCAGUGGCUUUUGUUUCCCAGAAUCCGACCAGAUCACCGCUGAUCACCUUUGGAUACGAUAUAUAUCUUGUGAAAGGCUUGUUUCGAUGUUGAAGGAAUUUCGUGGUGUCUCAUUACAGACCAAGAUUAAGCCUGGUACUGAAAGUGAGUUCUUUUACAAAACGCAAUUCAGCUUUAAAGUAAAGAUGUGCGGUGUUCGAAUGGUGUACUUGGAAGAUGUGGAUGAUCAGGCAAAUGACAGCCCGACAGAUUUUGAUGAAAUGAUAAAGAAAUUGAUGGCUCUGAUGGACCAGUAGGGAACUUCUACCCUUGUGAAGCAAAACACGUAAUGUAUAUCCUCAUCACCGUGCCUUCGCGAUCCCGUGGAAGAUGCCCUUUAGUUAUAGGAGUCGAUGUGCUUGUAUCCUAGAGAU
Molecule: messenger RNA, 3672 nt
Organism: Hibiscus syriacus
Lineage: Eukaryota; Viridiplantae; Streptophyta; Magnoliopsida; Malvales; Malvaceae
Product: disease resistance protein RUN1-like
Exons: 5
Coding region: 88-3555 (1155 amino acids)
Biological process (GO): signal transduction; defense response
Molecular function (GO): protein binding; ADP binding
Source: RefSeq, a predicted model, not a curated record